Messenger RNA from Neodiprion fabricii, 2498 nucleotides. RefSeq names its product glucose dehydrogenase [FAD, quinone]-like. The record is from RefSeq and is a predicted model, not a curated record. The transcript is spliced from 6 exons. Lineage: Eukaryota; Metazoa; Arthropoda; Insecta; Hymenoptera; Diprionidae. Gene Ontology annotation, molecular function: oxidoreductase activity, acting on CH-OH group of donors; flavin adenine dinucleotide binding. Bases 629 to 2182 code for a protein of 517 amino acids.
UUAAUCAACAGUCUAUGAGUUGUUUGUUAAUUUGAUCACCGUUGAAAGAGUGAAUUUUUUCAAGUCAAAUGCGCCAGGCGUGUUCUCUCAAUGUUUAGUGCGUAGAACUAAUAUUGUGUACGAACGGCAUGGCAUGUCUUCGCGUAAAUAAAUGAGCAGCUGGAGAUUGUACAGACACUUCGAUUGAUUCUGACACCUUCGAUAUCCCUAGUGAUUUUACGCGCCACGGGUCUGGAUGAGCACCGUUGACACUUCCGGUCGGGCAUCUCAUUUUUCCGCUCGCGGCAUGGCCUGAAGUGGGCGGCGGAUAGUGCCAACAGUGUUCAUCCAAAAUCGUGAGUCGUAAAAUCACUAGGGAUAUCGAAGGGGUCAGAAUGAAUUGAAACGUCUGUACAAUCUCCACCUGCUUACUUAUUUACGAGAAGACAUGUCGUUCGUGCACAUGAUUAGAUUUAUACAAUAAGCAUUUAGAGGAGACGGCUGGCACAUUUGACCUGAGAAAAUCCACUCCAUCUACAGUGGUGCGGCAGGUUCUGUGGUAGCCGCCAGACUGAGCGAAAUUGCCCACUGGAAAGUUUUACUUCUCGAAGCUGGUGAUGACGAACCUGCAGCUGCACAAAUUCCGAGCAUGGCCGAAACUAUAGCUGGUUCCAAUUUGAGCUGGGGAUACCAAAGUAGUAACGAAAGUUACGCCUGCCUCUCAACGAAUGGUUGUUGUCCGUACGCCGCGGCGAGAGUUCUCGGUGGAUGUACGGUGCACAACGGGAUGGUAUAUUUGAGGGGCAAUCCAACGGAUUACAACAAUUGGGCCGCUAUGGGUAAUGAGGGCUGGACAUGGGAUGAAGUGAAACCUUUCUUUCUCAAGGCGGAGGAUAACGGUGAAAUUGAUAGAGUUGGAAGAUUCUGGCACGCCACGGGGGGUCCACUAUCCGUUGAGAGAUUUCCCUAUGAACCUCCUUUUGCCAAUGCUAUGCUUAAAGCAGCUGAACAGGCAGGAUUUCGCAUUAGUCAAGAUUUCAACGGAGACGUGUUGAGUGGUUUUGGAAUGGUACAAAGCACUACUAAAAAUGGAGUCAGACGUAGCAGCGCCGCAUCGUAUCUACGGCCCAGCAGGAACCGUGAGAAUCUCCACGUUUCCCUGAACUCGACUGUCACAAGAGUAAUAAUCGAGGACGGGAAGGCAGUCGGCGUCGAGUAUUUUAAGAAUGGUGAGUUCAAGAUAGUUCGUACAUCGCGAGAAGUGAUUCUCAGCGCCGGAAAUAUCAAAUCGCCUCACAUUCUACUUCUCUCUGGCAUUGGGCCCCAGGAACACCUCGAGUCAAUGGGCAUCGCAGUUGUCAAAGAUUUGCCUGGUGUUGGCAGCAAUUACCACGACCACGUGUUCUUCAUGCUCAACUUUACCAUCAAUGACCCUGACACCUACGAGAACAACUGGGCAGCUGCUACCGAGUACCUCGCCUUUCAGACUGGCCCAUUGUCCGGUCAUGGAAUAACCGGGAUAGUCGCUCAGCUAGCUUCCAGCAAAACAACGCCUGACUAUCCAGACAUGCAAAUAUAUAACAUUGGUUACGACGCCGCCUGCGCGCCCGGUGAAAUCGGUGCUCUUCGCAGUACAGGGGAGCGCAGUGUAGACUUGGCGUCAGUUUUACUUCAUCCGAAAAGCAGAGGACGAAUCAGUCUGGCUUCGAACGAUCCUUUUGAACAACCACUGAUCUGGAGUAACAUCUUGAGCGAACCCAGUGAUCUUGAUAUCCUUGUAGAAGCCAUAAAUAGUGCUAUCAAGUUGACCAAUACGGACGCAAUGAGAGCCUACAAUAUGACGUUAUCAGUAACGGCCCUCGAACCCUGCAGUAGUUACACUUUUGCCACGGCCGAGUACUGGAAGUGUAUGCUACGGUGGGGUAGAAUAGACUUACCUCAUGGAAGCGGAUCCUGCAAGAUGGGCCCCAAGCAUGACGCAAUGGCAGUUGUCGAUCAUAAGCUUCGAGUUCGAGGCAUCAAAGGAUUGCGCGUUGCGGAUACUUCGAUCAUGCCGGAGAUUGUUUCAGGGAAUACUGGCACACCAACAAUGAUGAUAGGGGAACGAGCUGCAGACUUCAUCAAGAAAGAUUCCGAUCACUUAGACAGAAUGGAAGUUCCUCCUACGAAGCAAAUGUACUUGCGUGAUUCGUCACGUGCAUAAAUGUGACUAGAAAACGUUGCUUUUUGAGGAAAGUGAAACUGGAUGUAUCCUAAAAUCUGUAACGUUGAUCUGCAACUCAGGACUGAAGAUAUUAAAACCGUGGAUGAGAUUACAAACCGUUGAUCUUAUACCACCAUUCAUGGACGGAAUAAACGGACCACGGAUUUCGGACAUUUUCAUAAUGAUCCAAAUGAUUUUCCUGUUGAUUUAAUACAGCAUUGUCGUCUCUCGAAUAAUGCGCUUUGUAGAACAGGUGGUUAGCCAUAAAAUCUCCGGUAACACCACUAUUGAAAAAAAAUAAAUAAAAUGAACAUCA